AUGAGUUGCUUCUCAUGGAUGCGUCGUGUAGGGCGGCGGCGCCCGCAGCAGCAGCAGCAGCAAGAAGAAGAUGACGAAAUAGAUAAACAAAUAAAAGACAAAGAAGAAAAAGAAAAAAAAGAAGAAGAAGAAGAAGAAGGAAUACAAAUGUAUUAUCCUUUAUAUGAUCCUCGUGAGGUAAAACCAGAUAAAGAGGAGCCUCCUUUGCUGCUGCAGCGUGACCGUAGUAAAUCUGCUGCUGCUGCUGCUGCUGCUGCUGCAGCAUUUGCUUCCAGCUUCAGCAAACAGCUAACAGAUAUACCUAUAGAGAGGGGCAGCAGGGAGAUCAUCUCUGUUCCUCAUAGCGAGGACAGCAGCAGCGACGAAUUAGAGAAAGAAGAAGCAGCAGCAGCAGCAGCAGCAAAAGAACCAGAGGAAGAAGAAGAAGAAGAUGGGCCCCUGCAGCAACUUGAGGGGGACUGUAGCCCUCUACCUGUUGAUGAAUUUAGUACACCAGCAGCAGCAGCAGCAGCAGCAACAGCAGCACCAGCAAAGACAACAGGAGAAACAGCAGCAGCAGCAGCAAGUGUAGCUACUGCAGCAAGAGCUGCUGCUGCAGCAGCACCAUCACCACCAGAUACAUACAGUAAACCCUUAUCACGUGCUCCUACGCAGCCACCACCACCACUGCAGCAGCAGCAGCAACCACCACCACUGCAGCAGCAGCAGCAGCAGCAGCAGGAGACAAUAAGACCUCCAUCUCCUCCUCCUCCUGCCCAAUCUCCUAAGAGUCCCGUCAGCAGCAGCAGCAGCCGUCGCAGCAGCCACCGCAAGAGCAGCAGCAGUGGUAGUGACAGCAGCAUGCACCGCAGCAGCAAGUUGAGCAGCAUGCGAAGCAGCAGAAGAAGCAGCAGGAAGAGUAGAAGCAGCAGCAGCAGCAGCAGCAGCAACAGCAGCAGCAGCAGAGAAGAAGAAGAUAUAGAUUUAAUGAGUAUACCUACAGCACCAACAACACCCCGAGGUGCCUAUACACUGCAGCGCAGCAAGCAGCCACGUUUGUUGCUGCUGCAGCCUUAUACAUUACCUCAUCCAGCAACAACCCGCAUGCAAAGAGAAGCAAGAAGGCUCGUGCUGCGCUGCAGUCAGCUGCAGCAAGCUAUAGAUCUAUAUGCAGCAGCAGGAGGUAUACAUACAUUCAUGGUUAAUCCUCAUGAUACACAAACAUGUUAUUCAUGCAGAUUUGUUGAUUUUACUGAUACACCUCUACUAUGGUAA
Molecule: messenger RNA, 1254 nt
Organism: Eimeria maxima
Lineage: Eukaryota; Apicomplexa; Conoidasida; Eucoccidiorida; Eimeriidae
Exons: 1
Coding region: 1-1254 (417 amino acids)
Source: RefSeq, a predicted model, not a curated record